Messenger RNA from Orbilia oligospora ATCC 24927, 1722 nucleotides. RefSeq lists its product as uncharacterized. NCBI's taxonomy places the organism in Eukaryota, Fungi, Ascomycota, Orbiliomycetes, Orbiliales, Orbiliaceae. The coding region runs from base 1 to 1722 and encodes 573 amino acids. The record is from RefSeq and is a predicted model, not a curated record. The transcript is spliced from 6 exons.
AUGGCCGCCGACGUCUCUCUGCCUGCAAAUCUUGAGUACAAUCAUGAUACUCUUAUCAAACUCGGCUUUGCUCUCACUUAUUCGACACCAUUUUAUCGUACUCUCACGAUGAACGAAGCAAUUGCAGAUCUCUAUUCUCGCACCAGCUCAAACUUGACUUCGCCUGCCACAAUAUCAGAAGUUCUAGGGGCGGAUUUUCAAAGAACAGAACAACAGAUACCUCUAUUCUUGGAGCUUGGAAAACAGAAAGCUGGCUUGGUGGCUUUUGUUUUGUCUUCAUAUUUUAAGAGGCUGCCACAUGAGGACAUGAGUGAUAUGUUGAUGGUUCCAGCGGUUGUUCUAUUAGUCUUUACAAUUCUUGCUGUCGUUCUGAGGUUCUUUACAAGAUACUUUAUCACAAAGAUGUUAAGAUUAGAGGAUUGGUUGAUUCUUCCUGGAUUGGUAUUCGCAAUUGGUACUACGGUUUCGAUAGGAACUAGUGAGGGUCUAGGGGUACACAUCUGGGAUGUCCCAUUGAAUCAAAUUCUUCGCCUUUGGAGGGCCGCAAUAAUACUACAGCAUUUCAUAAUACUCUGUCAUUUCUUCGUCAAAUCCUCUCUUUUAGUCUUCUACUACAGACUAAGUCCCAAACCUUCCUUCCGGAUCGCUGUCAUAAUAACAGCGACCGUGAAUGCCGCCCACACAAUCUCAAACCUUCUCGCAGUUCUCUUCUCCUGCAAACCAAUUAUUUGGUCUGAUGCCCUUUUCACAGCGAAAUGCACUGUAAACCGAUAUGCAGUGAACUUUUCGGGUGUGGUGAUAUUUAUGGUUCUGGAUUUGGUCAUUAUUUUACUACCAAUUCCGUAUAUCCUAAGACUUCAGUUGAAGAAACGGAAAAAGGUAUUGAUGAUCGGGCUUUUCAGUCUUGGAGCAUUAGUCGUCUUCGCAAGCGGAAUGAAAGUCGCCCGUCUUCACGACCUUUCAUACAACGUCGACACAACAUGGCAGAUCGAUAACCUCCAAUGGACACUUAUCGAACUAAACCUCGGAAUAAUCUGUGCCUGUGCCCCUUCCUUCCUCCACUUAACCUCUCCUUCCCGUCUAAAACGUUUCUACCACGAAUACCUAAAACCCCUCACCCGUUUCUUCCCCCACAAACCCCAAACCCGACGCAACUCCCUCGACGACCGCAAAGUCUCAAUAGGAACAAGCGAAGCCACAGCCUCCUCUCGAGAUCGAGACCUCGCCCUCCAAAAACUAAACACAAACACAAAAUUCCACAAUAACCUAACUCCAAUCCCCCCCUCCCUGGACAUUAGAUCUCUAAACCCCCACCAUAAUCACCACCACCACCGCCACUACAGCAACCACAGCAACCACAGCAACUACAAACGUACCUUCAAAGUAGGCGCAAGAACAAGUAGCCUACCAGCAAUCGAAAUAAUUAAUACCAUAAAACCCUCCCAUCUCCACCCAUCGCCGACUUUCAAACCAAGGCCGUCGAAUCUUAAAAUAUUAUCAAAGGAUGAUAUAGAUCUAAUCGAGCAGGGAUACCCCGGGCUGGGCCUGGGGAAUAUGGAAACAUAUAAUUAUAGCGAAGAUGAUCAGGUUGAUAUCGAGAAUGAAAGUAUAUAUACGCAUGAUUUAACAAGGGCGAGUUCUAGAGCGCUACCCGAGGAUUUGGAAAAUUGUGGGUUUUCUAUCGUGCCUAGGGAUGCGGCGUCUCUUCGGGCGGGAUCAUGA